Molecule: messenger RNA, 4422 nt
Organism: Mobula hypostoma (lesser devil ray)
Lineage: Eukaryota; Metazoa; Chordata; Chondrichthyes; Myliobatiformes; Myliobatidae
Product: protein SON-like
Exons: 9
Coding region: 57-2393 (778 amino acids)
Biological process (GO): regulation of mRNA splicing, via spliceosome; regulation of cell cycle
Molecular function (GO): RNA binding
Source: RefSeq, a predicted model, not a curated record
GGCAAUUACUACAGUUGCAUUGUGGGAAGUCCUAGGCCGCAGGCCGGACAACUACCAUGGCGACCAACAUCGAGGAGAUUUUCCGCUCGUUUGUGGUGAAGAAGAUCAAGGAGAUCGAGGACGAGAAGCACCAGAGUGGAAAGGUGACCAAUGAGGCAAAUGGUGAAGUUAAAUUGGAGGUGGAGCCAAAGGAGACCGAAGUUGUGGCUGGAACCAUUUUGGAGGCACAGAUUGUAAACAAUAGUGAUCAUGUGUUAUCCAGCUUAAACGAAAAGCAAAGUGAUAAGCCUGAUAAUAAAGAGAAUGUGACUGUGGACAGCACAACAACAGAACAAGUUAAUUGCCCAGCUCUGGAUAACAAAGAAGAUGGUUCAGCUGCAGCUAAAAAGAGCAAAAAGCAUAAACACAAGCAUCACCACAAGCACAAAAGUAAGAAGAAAAAGAAAAAGAAGAGGAAAAAAGAUAAGAAAAGAGACUCUAGGUCUCGGUCAAAAUCUCAAAUAAGUUUGAAGUCAGACUCUGACUUAAAAUUACGGCCACAAUCGCAAUCAAAGUCCCCCUCCAAAUCUCCUUUACACACUGAAUGUAACAGCAGAGUGAGUGAAAAUUGCUCCCUUUUGAUGAAAUCGGCUAAUUUUGGGUCAAAUAAAAAUGCUGUUGCUGAAGCAAUUGAUGUGAAUACAGUUGUACCAGUAAAAGUUGAGAAAGAAUGCUUGCUGUCUGAAAUUAAGUCAUUCUCUCAAGACAAUUGUAAGACAGAUCAACAUGCAAAAGAGAACUGUACUGUUGACACAAAUAAUGGUAAUGAAUCUGCUACUACUGGAAAUAUUUCUGAAUUGUUGGCUGCACAAUCAACCUGUGAACAAGACCAAACAUCUAAAUUGAUUCAUGAUAGAAGUUCGAGCAAUGAACAGUCUAAAUCUAGUCAGAUUGUUGAGGAAAAUAAUAAACGUGAUCAACCUGAAGAAAGGAGAACUAAAAGAAGUCGGUCAAGAUCUCUUUCAAAGUCAUCAAAACAUCACAAGUCCCAGUUGCACUCCCAUUCUCAUCAUUCUCCUAUAAGAAAAUCCCGUGCCAGCUCAAGUAGUAGACAUGAAUCAAGAAGUUCCAGAAAAAGGCCAUCACCAGCACGACAUAGAUCAAAGUCAACCUCGAGGGAACGAAAGAAGCACACAGAAUCAUCCCCAAAGUCUAAAAGGAAAGCAUCUAGAUCUCGUUCUAUUACAAAAAAAGAACAACGGUCGAAGUCAAAAUCUCGUUCUCCUUUACGGAUACGCCACAAAUCAAGAUCAGACUCUUUGGCAAGGUCCCAAUGUCAGUCUAAAUCAAUAUCACGGCACCGUUCUAGGUCCAGUUCGCGUUCAAAACGCAGGAGUAGAACUCGUUCAGGAUCUUCCCGGCGAUCAAGAUCCAGGGUAAAACGAUCACACUCACCAAGACCCAAGUCAAGGUCCAAAGACCGGGUAUGUCAUCGAUCAGCUUCCAGAGGAUACCUCAGUCAGCUUGUGAGGACACGGAGAUCACCUGAUUGGCGAAGACGAUCCAGAUCUCCUUUAAGGAGAAGCACCAGCAGAACAGCUGAACGUCUCACAGAUUUGGAUAAAGCACAGUUGUUAGAGAUAGCAAAAGCCAAUGCUGCAGCCAUGUGUGCCAAAGCUGGAAUGCCUCUGCCAGCAAACCUGAAACCUGUUGUGCCUCUUGUUAAAGAAGUGAUCACCAAAAAAAGGGGUUGUUCAUCAAUAGAAGAAUUCACAGAGAAAUGCAAGAAAAUAGUCGAAAGCAGCGAUGAUAAUGAAUUGGGUAACAAACCACAUCUCUCUGAAGAGGAUGAACCAUUCAGUAGUCAACCAAUUAAAGUUAAUGAACUGAAACCCAUUUCUUUCAGCUUGAGUCAGAAUGCCACAGUGAAGCCAACAGCAAAAACCCAGGUGGCUCUAACAAAGGAGUUUCCAGUUUCCUCUGGUUCGCAACACAGGAAGAAAGAGGUGCUGAAUGGUUAUGGACAAUGGGUUCCUGUGGAAAAAACCAGUAAAGAAACAACUGAUGAUGUCUUUCCAGAAGUCAGUUCUCAGGUUGUGGAUAUUUCUGCAACAAUGAGUGAGAGAGCAGCCGCACAGAAGCGUCUUGUUAAGAAUCCGUAUGACGUGGAAGCAAUGUCAAUGAUACUCAGAGCACAGGAACAGAUUGAUGUGUGGGCUCAGGCAAACUCUCUGCCUGGUCAGUUCACAGGUAGUACUGGAGUACAAGUCUUGACCUAUGAGGAAUUAACACAUAGUGGUCCUCAAGCCUGGAUCAGGAAGGAUUACAUUCCCUUUGAGGUAUUAAUUGUCCUUUACCUCUACAAGCUGGUAGGCAGAGGGGAAGGGCAAAGAAAGGUGAUGGUUCAUGAUUGAGCUCUGAGCAUCGGCUUCACGGUAUGCAGAUCAUUUGCCAAUUAAGUCCUUUUAGCUGUCUUGUUGUCAUGGGCAACCUAACAUAAUGUCACAUGUAGGAAAUACUUCACACGUGUUCCAUAGUAUCAGCCUCUGCGGAAUCCUUGCUCUCCAUCUCAAAUGUCUUCCCGUUAUACAACAUGUUACAGGCUAUACCAGCCCUGUUAUGACUAUGCAUCUCUGUACGAGAUGUGAAUAAAUUCUGGAGUCUUGGAUCAACAAAUUUAUGGAUGACACUAAGAUUUGGAGCAUAGUGGACAAUGAGGAAGGCUAUCAAAGCUUGCAGCGUGACUGGACCAGCUGGAAAAAUGGUCUGAUAAAAUGACUGACGGAAUUUAAUGCAGACAAGUGUGAGGUGUUGCACUUUGACAACCAGGGUAGGACUUACACAAUGAAUGACAAGGCACAGAGGAGCGGGGUAGAAUAAAGGGAUCUGGGAGUACAUAUCCAUAAUUCCUUGAAAGUGGUGUCACAGGUAAAUAGGAUGGUAAAGAGAACUUAUGGCACAGUGACUUUCAUAAAUCUGGGUACUGAGUGCAGGAGUUGGGAUUUUAUGUUGAAUUUGAGUAAGAUGUUGGUGAGGCCAGAUUUGGUGUCUUGUGUGCAGUUCUGGUCACCUUCUGACAGGAAAGACAUCAGUAAGGUUGGAAGAAUACAGAGAAAAUUUACAAGGCUGUUGCUAGGACUUAAAGAACUGAGUUACAUGGAAAGGUUGAAUAGGUUAGAACUUUAUUCCCCGGAGUGUGGGAGAAUGAGGGGAGAUUUCAUGGAAGUAUACAAAAUUAUGAGGUGUUCAGAUACAGUAAAUGAAAACAAGCUUUUUUUUUAGUGAGGUUGAGUGUGACUAGAACUAGAGGUCUGUCAUUUAAGGGAAGCCUGAGAGGGGAGCCUCUUCACUUAGAGGGUGGUGAGAGCUGCCAGUGGAAUUAGUGGAUGCUGGUUUCAUUGCAACAUUAUAGAGAAGUUUGGAUAAAUACAUGGAUGGGAGAGUAUUGUUCAGCUAGGGGUUGAUGGGACUAGGGUGAAUAACAGAUUAGAUGGGCCAAAGGGCCUUUUUCUGUACCAUUCUGCUUUAUUACUCUAUGGCUCUAAAAAAAUCCAGAUAUUCCUCACCAACAUUUCUCAGGUUUGGAGCAUUACAACUCACAUCUGAGGAUGAGUCUGAAUCAGGAAGAUUUGAGACAGGGAUACCUGUUCCAAGCAAUUUCAGACUCCACAUUUUCCACCGCCUGCAACCUACACAGUGACUUUGCAUAUUUUAGACAAUCUUAUUUUCAUAUUUUAUUUGGCCAAUGAAAGGCUUUUUUAUUGUUACAAAGCAUGUAUUAGGCACUACACAAAAUUCAAAAUACUGACCGCCAAGGACUGACUGGCUGACUGACACGGGAACAGGCAGAGAAUUGCGGGAUAUAGACUCUGUGCAGGCAGAUGUGCAGUUUAAUUUAGCAUUUUGUGGUGGAGGGCAUAUUCUUUUCUAUAUAAGCUUAAAUGAAUCAUUCCAACAUCACUUAAUGCAAUGAAUUCACACUGUUACCAAAUGUUCAGCUUUGCAGCUUUUAUGCUGCAUUCUACCCAAGACCACUAAUAUCCAAAACUGUUCAUUUUAUACAAAUGCCGACCAUGUUUCUUGCUCACAUUAAUUUGUCCCUUUUUGAGCUAUCCUCUUAUUGCUUGUUGACCUUCAGUUGUAAGCAAUUCUGAUCAUUUGUUACCAAGUUUGCAGUCUCUUUUACUUUCAUAAUAUUCCAAGUUAAAUAUUAAAUUAAUUUCAUUCUGAGACCCAUUCUGAGUAAACUCUCACCCACAUUCCUUUCCAAUUAUGACUACGCUAUGCACAGUCUUUUUGAAGCAUGUUUCUUGAAAGCUCUUGUGACUUAAACAAUGACUUAAUUAUUUACAAUUGUAAUUUGGAUUUAUAUUUUAAGAUGUAUUAUGUAAUAAUGCAUUCCAGAAAUUGGAAAUUGUGUUGAUCAGUGUAGCUGUAAAAGGC